AAGGCCCCCACUCCAGGGAAGAGCCACCGUCUUCGGCCCAGGCCAAGCCCAGCUGCUGUCCUCACCUGCUCCCCAUCUUGCUCUCACCAUGAGCUGCCGCAUACAGAGCUCCUCCGCCAGCUAUGGAGGUGGAUUCGGGGGUGGCUCUUGCCAGCUGGGAGGAGGCCGCAGUAUCUCUACCUGCUCAUCACGCUUUGUCUCUGGGGGAUCAGCUGGGGGCUACGGGGGCGGCAUGAGCUGCGGCUUCGGUGCAGGGGCUGGGAGUGGUUUUGGCGGAGGCUUCGGAGGGGGCUUUGGAGGUGGCCUCGGAGGUGGCUUUGGUGGGGGUUUUGGCGCUGGCUUUGGUGACUUCGGUGGCGGCGAUGGCGGCCUCCUCUCCGGCAACGAGAAGCUCACCAUGCAGAACCUCAACGACCGGCUGGCCUCCUACCUGGACAAGGUGCGCGCCCUGGAGGAGGCCAACGCCGACCUGGAGGUGAAGAUCCGGGACUGGUACCAGAAGCAGAGCCCCAGCAGCCCGGAGCGGGACUACAGCCACUACUACAAGACCAUCGAGGACCUGCGGGACAAGAUCCUGGCAGCCACCAUCGACAACAACCGGGUCGUUCUGGAGAUCGACAAUGCCAGGCUGGCUGCGGAUGACUUUAGGCUCAAGUAUGAGAACGAGCUGGCCCUGCGUCAGAGCGUGGAGGCCGACAUCAACGGCCUGCGCAGGGUGCUGGACGAGCUGACCCUGACCAAGACCGACCUGGAGAUGCAGAUCGAGAGCCUGAACGAGGAGCUGGCCUUCCUGAAGAAGAACCACGAGGAGGAGAUGAAGGAGUUCAGCAGCCAGCUGGCCGGCCAGGUCAACGUGGAGAUGGACGCGGCCCCGGGAGUGGACCUGACCCGCGUGCUGGCCGAGAUGAGGGAACAGUACGAGGCCAUGGCCGAGAAGAACCGCCGGGACGCCGAGGAAUGGUUCCACAGCAAGAGUGCAGAGCUGAACAAGGAGGUAUCUUCUAGCACCGCCAUGAUCCAGACCAGCAAGACAGAGAUCACAGAGCUCAGACGCACCCUCCAGGGCCUGGAGAUUGAGCUGCAGUCCCAGCUCAGCAUGAAAGCCGGGCUGGAGAGCUCGCUGGCGGAGAUGGAGUGCCGCUAUGCCAUGCAGCUGCAGCAGAUCCAGGGGCUCAUCGGUGGCAUCGAGGCCCAGCUGAGCGAGCUCCGCAGCGAGAUGGAGUGCCAGAACCAGGAGUACAGGAUGCUGCUGGACAUCAAGACGCGGCUGGAGCAGGAGAUCGCCACCUACCGCAGCCUGCUGGAGGGCCAGGACGCCAGGAUGGCUGGCUUACCCUCCUCAGGAGGAAACACCAACGUCACUGGCACCACUGCCUCCCCUCCCAGUCGCCGCAUUUCCGACACCCGUAAGCCUUAAAUCCACCUGGCCUCCUCUCCCUCUGUCUUCAGCACCCAGAGGAGAGAGAUGACAGGUCCCUGCAGGAGAGAGGGAGGGACCGCAGGACGCUCAGGACACCGGCCCCCCGGGGCUCUCCCGAGGGCGGGCGCUCUGCGCUUCUCUCCCUGGGCACCUCCCCUUCUCCCUUAUCUGGUUACUCUGAUUUCUCAGCUUCUCUGCUAAAAAGAAAAGACGAUUCAAUAAAGUUUCCUGCCUUUCUGCAUAUGUA
This is a messenger RNA of Leopardus geoffroyi (Geoffroy's cat), 1667 nucleotides long. Its product is annotated as keratin, type I cytoskeletal 13. The record is from RefSeq and is a predicted model, not a curated record. The transcript has 8 exons. Gene Ontology annotation, molecular function: structural molecule activity. The coding region runs from base 89 to 1417 and encodes 442 amino acids. NCBI's taxonomy places the organism in Eukaryota, Metazoa, Chordata, Mammalia, Carnivora, Felidae. Gene Ontology annotation, cellular component: keratin filament.